AUCAGGAAAAGGAUGUAAAAGAUACCCAAAGAAUUGAUCACCAUCAAUCAGUGGUGAUACUAGUGCUGCCAGGGAGACUGUUCACGUCGCAAAGUAAAACCCAUCACGCAGCUUCAGCUGAAAUACGUCUCUGCAAAAACCUGCUGCAGCUGUUUCAAGAUGCACAAUAAGGAGGAACUAGAACAAAAACGGGCUGCAGGGUCGAGUUAAAAAGCCGUUACCGUAGCAACGUCACAAAACAACCUGUUUACAAUCUGCCAAACAACCAUAAACACUAUGAAGAGUUCACACAGAUAAACCACCUUUACUGCAAUACUUUAACUACAUCAAGCUCAUAAUACUGAUGUACUUUUAAGGAAAUGACCAUAAUGAUGGACACCGGUGGACUCAAAAACAAGAAGGAAAAUAUGUGAUUCAGGUCAAUCAGGUUCCCUGUAACGUGAACUGUUUGGGAGAAAAACAUAAGUGGGGGCCCAUUGAAUGUUUCAGGUGCCCUUUAUAUUAUUUCGCCCCGGCCCUGCGACAGCCUGAGUCCACCACUGCACUCCAGCAGAAGGAUGGAGGAUGAAGCCCUGCUCUGAUUGGCUGGAUGGAUGCAGAGCUCAGAGAUGCUACAGAAAGUGAAAGUGUUUGAGAAAAGAUCAGCUGAGAUGCUCUGAAACUGAAACUGCUUCACUGCAGCAGCAGCAGGUUCAUCUGCAUCACCGGGUCCUGUUUGCUCUGGAUCCUGGUCCUGAUGAGUCCGAUGUGGUCCUCCUUUGUGUCCAGCAGGAGUCAGCAGAGCAGCAGAGCAGGAGGCGAUGAAGAGGAGAACCCAGGAGGAGACAGGAGGAGGCUGCCCAGACUGAAGAUCCCUGGAAAGAUCUGGAAGAACAGCAAACAGAAGAAGAACCCUGCUGCAGAGGAGGAGCAGGAGGAGGUGCAGGAGGUGCAGGAGGAGCAGGAGCAGCUGGAGGAGACCAGCAGGAGGCUGAUCAUCAGGGAGGAGCAGCUGUUCUGUCAGGACUGUGUUGAUGAGGAGGAGGAGGACCAGCUGCAGAGAGAGCUGGAGGCUCUGCAGCUGCAGAUACUGAUGGUCAUCCACAACACCUUCACCUCCUCCUCCUCCUCCUCCUCCUCCUCUUCGGGGGAGGUGGGGGCCCUGCGGAGCGCCGUGGCCUCCAUCCAGCAGCAGGAGGAGCAGGACCGGCGGUGGGCGGGGCGUCCUGCGGGCCGAGUGCCGGCGUGGCGUCCUCAGAAGUGUCUCAGCAGUCACAACACGCUGCUGUGUAACAUGGUGGAGUCCAGACUGACGGAGGCUGCAGACGACGAGUCAGGAGGAGCCGACCAGCUGUCCUCACCUGUGAAGAGGGAGGUGUGUCGUCUGGGGAAGCGUGUGAAGGAGGACCUGCUGACGGUGGUGAGGAUGGUGAAGGAUUGUUACCCUCCUCAGAUGGACAUCCUGAACGUGUACGCGGGACUCUACCAGCAGAGAUUCUCCGCUCGGCUGAUCCGGCUCGCCGCCUCGGGUCUGGAACCAGACGACUGCAGCUACCUGCUGUUCUGGGUCAACCACUGCUACCCACAUGACAUAUUAAAACAUGAAGAACUGGAGGGAAAGAUAAAGACGGCCUGUCUGGGUUCUCUGCUGCUGCAGGACGAUCUGACCCGGCUGGAGGAGCAGUAUCUGACCCACACAGAGGACAAAGUGAAGUUGUGGCUCAACACAGCGCUGAGGAAAGAAGAGGAGAGCUGGCUGAGCGGCAAAACACCUGAGCUCAUCGACCACUACUACUUCAGUCCACUGGCUAUAGACGUCAUACAGGUGUUAGACGGCUCCCUGAAUGAGUUCAGGUGUGUGAUCAGAGAGCAGAGCAAAGCUGAGAGGAUCACAGCUCACCUGGAGAGCUUCCUCAGCAGCUAUAAGAAGUCUGUGGAGGAGUUUGUGAAGGGUAACCACGGUAACGUCCGUUCAGUGAUGAAAGCUCACCUGGUCUGCGAGGAGCAGUUCAGGGAUUACAUCACAGGAACAUGUGUGACGGAGCAGCAGAGACGCCGUUGUCUGGACACUCUGUCUGCCCUGAAGGAUUGUGGGUACAGGUGUCUCACCUGUCCCAGCCAGCUGAAGGUGUGUUGCAGUCAGCUGUGGACGUCUGGUUGGUUGGACGGGUCACUUCCUGUCGUGGACUCUCUGCUGGACUCUCUGAACCAACACCUGAGUGACCUCAGUGACCUGAAACCAGCCUGCAGACAGGCUGUGCUGUCUGUCCUCCAUCAGGAUGUGGCUCUUCAGUAUGUGAAGAGGAUGAUGAAGACCAGGAGGAAGAGCAGAGAGCAGCAGGUGGGCGGAGCUCAGCGGAUGAUCGAAGACUCCCAAAAGAUCAACGAUUUCUUUGCUGAGGGGGGCUGCAGUGACUCCUCCUGGCUCGGUUCGAUGCUCUGCAGCAUCGCUGAGAUUCUGCGUCUGCAGGAUCCUGGAAGUGUUCAGCUGGAGGUCGUCUUACUGACCAGGACGUUCCCCGACUUCAGUGACGCUCACGUGUCGGCGCUGCUCUCUCUGAAAACCGGCCUAUCAGCUGCUGACGUUCGCUCCAUCAGGCGCAGCGUGGAGGAGAACCGCCCCCUCGAUGCCUCCUCCAAUCACGGCCCGCCGUUCUUCUCCAUGGUCAAAGUCAAAUGGAUCAAUAACAAGAUCAACCAGAUGGGGCUGAAGACCUGAAGAAUGUUAGCAUGUUAGCAUGUUAGCACGUUAGCACAUCAGCACAUCAGCACAUCAGCAUGUAACCAGCAUCAGUCAGUAAACAGUGUUUCUGUUUGUCGUGUUGUUAAGUUAAUGUUUACGGUACAGACUGGACAUUUUAUUUGAAAGAGGUUGCCGUUAGUAACAGGCGGCCAUGUUGAAGACGAGACACGUUCAGAAAAAAGCUUCAGGUGUGAAAUAUAAAGACGUGGAGUUCCUCAGGGUUCAACUCUGGGUCCCUUUUUGUUCCUUUUCUUUAUCAAACUGUAAGAAAACUGUUUUAAUGGUCGUGUUUAAUGUGCUGUAACGUAGCUGGCUACCAAUCAAUCAAUCAAUCAAUCAAUCAAUCAAUCAGUCAGUGACUUUAUUUAUCCCCAAAUCAUUUGUGCAGCAGUGAAACACAGGAUGACGACACACAAACACAUCUUAUAAUAAGUUCAAACAUUGAGUGAAAAUGUGAAUAUAAAUAUGAAAUAUUGAUCAGCUGAUGACCUUUAAGAACAGACGUCAUCGUGAAACUUUGACUUCAAACAACAACAAUCAGACGGAUUCUGAGGAAAGAAUAAAUCAGAUCAAUCGAUCGAUCGAUCAGGAUUCUGUUUUCAGCUCAGUUUGAGGUUCAGACGUCCUGCUGAUGUUUGUUUGUUGUUUAUUUAAAGUCCAACGUUUCACUGUGAUCUGAAUCAAUAUGAUGAUUGAUCUGAUGUAUCAAUAAUGUUGAAAACAACAGACGGGAAAUAAAAG
Thunnus maccoyii (southern bluefin tuna) is the source of this 3463-nucleotide messenger RNA. RefSeq names its product tumor necrosis factor alpha-induced protein 2-like. Gene Ontology annotation, cellular component: exocyst. Lineage: Eukaryota; Metazoa; Chordata; Actinopteri; Scombriformes; Scombridae. Gene Ontology annotation, molecular function: SNARE binding. Gene Ontology annotation, biological process: exocyst localization; exocytosis. The transcript has 13 exons. The record is from RefSeq and is a predicted model, not a curated record. Bases 737 to 2698 code for a protein of 653 amino acids.